CACUUUUAGUUGCACUGUGCUCAUCGGUGCCAGGGUGCCACACGUCGCCGUGCAUGCCUUACACGCUGGCCUGCUGGCACACGUCGUUCCCGACAAGCACGCACACUUCAACUCCUCCCCGCCAUCUCCUCACCAGCAACUCUAUCUUCGCACCCAUCCAUCUCGCGGCUCUUGCCAUGGCGGAUCGGCCGGGAAGCUCGUUGCCGGCCGUUCCUCGUCCGGUCCGGCCCCGUAGCGUCCAAGCGUCCUACUCGCCCCGCCGGCGCGUCCAUCCAUCCAACGCCCAGCUCCUCGUCUACCUAGCCCUCGCCGUCUCCUUGGCCGCACUCCUGGUCCUCACCGGCGUCACGCUCACCGUCGCGUCAGUCGUGCUCGUCGUCCUCGCCCCACUCUUGCUCCUCACCAGCCCUCUCUGGGCGCCGGUGACAGUCGUGGCCAUCGUCUCGGUGGGCGCCCUGCUGUUCGGCUGUAGCCUCACGGUGUUCGCGCUGGGAGCGGGCACGUGGGCGCACCGGCACCUGACGGGGCGGCACCCGGUGGGCGCGCGUCGUGUGGGCUACGCGCGUGGGCGUGGCCGGUUCGCCGGCGCCGGUGGCCACGCGACGGGCUACCACGGGCAGGUACAGGGGUACGAUCGGAUGAAGGACGCCGUGCCCGGGGCCUAGCUGGCGGCGAACAAGCCUUACCUUGCCGUGCAUUCCGUUUGGUUUGGCUACGUUUUACACACUGUUUUAGUUGGAACUGCUUCGAUUUGGCGAGGUAUAUAUAUACUGUGCUGAUACACGUUUUCGUGAGAAGUCGCCGUGUGUUGAAUGCAUUUCUUGAUCCUGCGGGAAUCAACUCUGCACAUUGCUGACUGUAUGUGCGUGUGUAUGUUUAUGUGAGUGCGGUCGUGCGGAGCUGAUCAAGGCCAUGAUGCAGGAGACUGUUGCCGUGGUGAAUAAAAAGGCUCUGUCGUAUGA
This is a messenger RNA of Triticum urartu, 962 nucleotides long. Lineage: Eukaryota; Viridiplantae; Streptophyta; Magnoliopsida; Poales; Poaceae. The record is from RefSeq and is a predicted model, not a curated record.